Molecule: messenger RNA, 387 nt
Organism: Rangifer tarandus platyrhynchus (Svalbard reindeer)
Lineage: Eukaryota; Metazoa; Chordata; Mammalia; Artiodactyla; Cervidae
Source: the annotation of a GenBank genome assembly
AUGCAGACUCCGCUGGCCACUCCUGUGCCUGUGCUCCGGCUCCCCCGGGGUCCUGACAGCUUGAACCGAGGCUUUGCCCCCGAUGGACACAGAGCCCCCCUGAAACCCGAAGUCCCUGAAGUCCUGGAGCCUCCAGAGUCUCGGGAAUCCCAGGAACAGCAGGCUCGAGCCUCCCUGCGGGAGCGCUACCUCCGCAGCCUGCUGGCCAUGGUGGGGCGCCAGGUGUGCUUCACUCUGCACGAGGGCGUGCAGGUGAUCGCCCACUUCGGAGCCACUGACCUGGAUGUGGCCAACUUCUACGUGUCGCAGCUGCAGACUCCAAUAGGCGUGCAGGCUGAAGCACUGCUCCGGUGUAAUGACAUUAUCUCAUACACCUUCAGGCCAUAA